AUGGCUGCAGCAUAUUCUGGCAAAGAAGUUGACAGUAUCGAAACUACGGUUGACGAGAACGUCGAACGCUUACUCGAGUUGCUCGAUACUCAGUACAUCGCCAAAGGGAGGCCAUUUGUCUUUGGAUAUAAAGCUCAGUAUUUUACCCUGGAUGUCAUUUCUGCGUUAACCUUUGGAGAGGCGUUUGGCGAUUUGGACACUGACUCCAAUAUGAAUGGUUACGUCACUGCGAUGGAAGAGAGUAUGCCGACGAUCAUAACUACCACCGUGAUUCCGUGGGUGAUCAAACUGCUGCAGCUUCCCAUCUUCAGGAGUAUGCUACCAUCAGACAAGGACAAAGCUGGUGUUGGUAGGGUUAUGGCGAUCGCAAAGAAGGUCGCGGCCGAACGCUUUGGCCCAAACCCCAAGGUUCAGAGAGACAUGAUUGGCUCGUUUGUCUCGAGGGGACUGCUUCAGCAUGAGGUUGAAUCUGAGAUAUUAAUGCAGAUUCUAGCAGGGGCUGCCACCGCUGCCACAGCCAUCCGAGCAACUCUGCUCUACAUAAUCUCGAACCCUCGGGUGGUUAACGCAAUGAGAACAGAGAUCGACCAGGCCAAACUGAGUCUUCCUGUUGUGGCCGUUGCCGAAGCACGCGCAAUGCCAUACCUCCAGGCCGUUAUUAAAGAAGGUCUUCGAAUCCACCCGCCAGUCGUCGGUCUCAUGAGCAAGGAAGUUCCUCAAGGUGGGGAUACCUUCAAGGGGAAAUAUUUACCCCGAGGUACCAAGAUUGGUUAUUGUGCCUGGGGAAUAUUCCGCCGAACUGAUAUUUGGGGUGAAGAUUCCGAUGAGUUUCAUCCUGAACGAUGGCUGGAUUGCUCUGAUGAUAAACUUCGUCUUAUGGAAGGGACUCUUGAGCUUGUGUUUGAAUAUGGACGGUGGCAAUGUCUUGGAAAGAAUAUCGCGCUGAUGGAGCUGAAUAAGGUUUUUGUUGAGCUGAUCCGCCGUUUUGAUCUUGCUGUUGUUGAUCCGAUCAAACCAUGGCAGUCCAUCAAUGUCGGCGUCUUCCUGCAAUCGGAAUACUGGAUCAAGGGAUAUAAAAGGGCAAAUCAUUGA
This is a messenger RNA of Fusarium mangiferae, 1092 nucleotides long. RefSeq lists its product as uncharacterized. The transcript has 3 exons. Gene Ontology annotation, molecular function: monooxygenase activity; oxidoreductase activity, acting on paired donors, with incorporation or reduction of molecular oxygen; heme binding. The record is from RefSeq and is a predicted model, not a curated record. NCBI's taxonomy places the organism in Eukaryota, Fungi, Ascomycota, Sordariomycetes, Hypocreales, Nectriaceae. Bases 1 to 1092 code for a protein of 363 amino acids.